CUGGCUGCUCUGAAAAGCCAUCUUUGCAUUGUUCCCGGGUCCGCCUCGCCGCAGCCACCUCCGCCGCGCGCCUCCUCCUCCUCCUCCUCCUGCGCCGCCGCGGGCUCCGGCAGCUUUCUCGCCAGAGUCCCCAAACCUUCGCUUUCUCUCUCACUCGUUGCAUCGGACCACCGGCGUGCCCCACCAUGUCAGACGCGGCCGUGGACACCAGCUCCGAGAUCACCACCAAGGACUUAAAGGAGAAGAAGGAAGUUGUGGAGGAGGCAGAAAAUGGGAGAGACGCUCCUGCCAAUGGGAAUGCUAAUGAGGAAAAUGGAGAGCAGGAGGCUGACAAUGAAGUAGAUGAAGAAGAGGAAGAAGGUGGGGAAGAAGAGGAGGAGGAGGAGGAAGGUGAUGGUGAGGAAGAGGAUGGAGAUGAAGAUGAGGAGGCUGAGGCAGCCACGGGCAAACGGGCAGCUGAAGAUGAUGAGGAUGAUGAUGUUGAUACCAAGAAGCAGAAGACUGAUGAGGAUGACUAGACAGCAAAAAAGGAAAAGUUAAACUAAAAAAGGCCACCGUGACCUAUUCAACCCUCCACUUCCCGUCUCAGAAUCUAAACGUGGUCACCUUCGAGUAGAGGCCCGCCCGCCCGCCCACUUCGGGCAGCGCCACCCAAGCUCUCCACCACCCCACCAAAACCACAACGUGAAUUUGCAACAGGGGAGGAAAAAAACCAAAACUUCCAAGGCCCUGCUUUUUUUCUUAAAAGUACUUUAAAAAGGAAAAUUUGUUUGUAUUUUUUAUUUACAUUUUAUAUUUUUGUACAUAUUGUUAGGGGUCAGCCAUUUUUAAUGAUCUCGGAUGACCAAACCAGCCUUCAGAGCUUUCUCUGUCCUACUCUGACUUUACUUGUGGUGUGACCAUGUUCAUUAUGAUCUCAAAGGAGAAAGAAAACCUUGUAAAAAAAGCAAAAACAACAACAAAAAAAACAAUCUUAUUCCGAGCAUUCCAGUAACUUUUUUUGUGUAUGUACUUAGCUGUACUAUAAGUAGUUGGUUUGUAUGAGAUGGUUAAAAAGGCCAAAGAUAAAAGGUUUCUUUUUUUCCUUUUUUUGUCUAUGAAGUUGCUGUUUAUUUUUUUUGGCCUGUUUGAUGUAUGUGUGAAACAAUGUUGUCCAACAAUAAACCGGAAUUUUAUUUUGCUGAGUUGUUCUAACAAA
Castor canadensis (American beaver) is the source of this 1198-nucleotide messenger RNA. RefSeq names its product prothymosin alpha (gene Ptma). The record is from RefSeq and is a predicted model, not a curated record. NCBI's taxonomy places the organism in Eukaryota, Metazoa, Chordata, Mammalia, Rodentia, Castoridae. Gene Ontology annotation, molecular function: histone binding. Gene Ontology annotation, biological process: negative regulation of apoptotic process; positive regulation of transcription by RNA polymerase II. Gene Ontology annotation, cellular component: nucleus.